AUGUCGUGGUUCGUAAACCGCUCGAAGCGCAUAUUAUUCUACGUCGCUAUAAACUGCCUCGAUAGACUGGGGCACCCACAAAACCCUCCUGGCACGCCCUCUCAUCCCCUCCUGUCCGCCCUCGUUUCCCCCUCUUCCACACCCUCAUUUCCCACCCUCCUCGUUUCCCCACCUUGCACGCCCUCAGAAAACCCUCGUUGCACGCCCCCUCUUCCCCUCCUGUCCGCCCUCGUUUCCCCCUCUUCCGCGCCCUCAUUUCCCACCCUGCUUGCCCUCUUUUCCCCACCUUGCACGCCCUCAGAAAACCCUCCUGGCACGCCCUCUGUUCCCCACCUGUACGCCCUCGUUUCCCCCUCGAUUGCUGUCCUCAUUUCCCACCCUGCUUGCCCUCGUUUCCCCACCUCUCACGCCCUCAAAAACGCUCCGAGCACGCUGGCAUUUCCCCAUCUGCUCCUCUUUUUUUCCCCUGCUCCAGUUUUCGCCCCCUGCUCUCCACCCCACCUCUCUGCUCCUCUUUCUCCCCUCUACUCCUCUUGUCCCCCUCUGCUCAAGAUUCCCCCUCCAGCUCCUCUUUUCCCUUACUGCACCUCUUUCCACCCUCUGCUCCUCUUUUCCCCCACUGCCCCUCUGUUUCCCCCCUGCUCCACUUUCCCCCCCCUGCUCCUUUUUCGCUCUCUGCCCUUUCCCUCCUCUGCUCCUCUUGCAGGUUGA
Messenger RNA from Closterium sp. NIES-65, 711 nucleotides. NCBI's taxonomy places the organism in Eukaryota, Viridiplantae, Streptophyta, Zygnematophyceae, Desmidiales, Closteriaceae. The record is from the annotation of a GenBank genome assembly.